This is a messenger RNA of Penicillium crustosum, 309 nucleotides long. RefSeq lists its product as uncharacterized. The coding region runs from base 1 to 309 and encodes 102 amino acids. The transcript has a single exon. The record is from RefSeq and is a predicted model, not a curated record. Lineage: Eukaryota; Fungi; Ascomycota; Eurotiomycetes; Eurotiales; Aspergillaceae.
AUGAAGGGGUUUACGGCGGAUGCUGUGGGUGCGAUGUUGCAUGAUGCUGCCCAUGAGGUGUCGCCGCAGCGGCUGUGGCAGGCGUUUCUGGGAUCUGAACAUACGAUUGUUACCUCGUGGUUGAGGCUGCGGUUGUAUGAAAUUGAUUUUGUGGGUGGGGAUAAGCCGCGUUAUGUGCAUGCCGCUAUGCCUAAGAUGGAUGGGUGUGUUCAGGUGAUGGAUAGUGCCGUUGGGUAUGGUGGGAUGGAUGUUGCGCUUUAUCUUGAUGAGGUGGCUACGGGGCGGUUGCUUGAUGGUUAUCGCUCCUGA